AUGAGGGAGAGGGUAACCUUUUUUCAUCCCACGGACACUGGGGUUCUCCCAGAGAACCUUAAACGUGACAAGGGAGGGCUGGAGGCCCCCGUAUUUGAGACAACUCGAGAGGACCGCCUCACCCUUGGCCUGGACGAGCUGCCGGCCGAGGUAGCUUCUGUCCUCAAUGGCUUUUCGUCUCUGCAUGUGGCGUGGAAUAGCCCAGUGGCAUAUCGAACCCUCGAGCCGUUCGCAGCGCGGUUGUCUCCGGGACUUCAUGUCUUAUUUGACCCAGCUGUUGCCGGGACGCCUGACAAGUCCGAUUUAUGUUCUCUACUCCAAGUGUUCAGUCCUCGAGAUUGUUCAGUGGAUGAGGCCAUCUCUACAACAAUAACUGGCCCAGAGGGGUCUCCCCAACCGAAGCAAUUCUUUCAACCGCUCGAGGAACUCUCAAAUUUCGCCAAAUGGCUGAGCUCUGAAGUUUGUGGAGCUGAAGAUGAUGCCUGCCAAUCGCGGGCUCAGAGGCUUCUGUCUGCUGCGGGCCUGGACAUCACUUACGACGCAGCAUCCAAGACCGUAAAGGUGUCAGCAUUCUGGCCACUCAAGAAGCAGCCUGUCUCUGUCCCGUUUUCUCCUCAUCGAAGAACCGAGGUUGGGAUCCUGACUCUGGGGAACCCACCCAAUCUUGCCCCAGACCAUGUUGGUGUCUCUGGCAUCUUGACUACGCUUGGGGACAAGAAACAACCCUCUCCUGCCCUGUUCGCCUUUCCAGCCCGUCACAAACUGAGCGAUUCGUACUUCUCAACCGCUUUCCUGACCCCCACUGGUCUUCACCCAACCCUCCAGCUGAGUCUGAGCGGCAACCAGCCGCCCAAGGAGGAUGCUGAGUGUAAACCAUACGCCUACUUGACCCUGCCAAAGACCAUUUUCGCAGAUCGGUUCCAGCUCGACGGGGAGCUAUUCAUGGCCUCCAAGAAUCUCACCGCGCUGCGUGCAACCACUCUGCCCGUCGAUCUGGAGGCACCCGCUUACACGACGGGUGUCUGGGGCUCCAGCAUCCUCUUAGAGCUUGCGCCGCCGACCUCGGCCGCGAACCAGGCCUGGACUGCCGAGGUGCCGCUGCAUCUGCGCUACCUGAAGCCCUCCGAGACUGGGCUGGAGAGCAUCGAGGUCCCCUACCCGGCGGUGUUCUGGGCGUGCUCGGCCGAGCAGGGCCCCGAGUUCUCGCAGAACCCCUUUGAUCGCGCCCAUGUUGGGUACGAUACCUUGUUCGAGUCGGACACGGUGUUCUGGCAUGUUGAGCCGCGGCCUGAGCAGGGAGACAGGCUGGUGAAUACUAUAUCCGUGCCCGUCUUGAACGAGCACGGCUCGGCCCUGAUCGGGGUUGGCACCUCGUUGGUUGUCGCGCUGGGAUUCGGCUGGGUGCUCUGGAAGCUGUACAGCGCAGUCGCGCAGAACGGGUACCAGGCGACUUCUGAAGCCGCCGAGGAGAAGAAGAAGCGUUGA
This is a messenger RNA of Clonostachys rhizophaga, 1485 nucleotides long. Lineage: Eukaryota; Fungi; Ascomycota; Sordariomycetes; Hypocreales; Bionectriaceae. The record is from the annotation of a GenBank genome assembly.